AUCAAGAUCCUGUCAGAGCACCGUUGAACAAUCUGUUUACAUAGACCUUUGCCAGAAGUUCUGUUUCAAUGGCGUCAUGUGUUGUCUUCUCAGUACCUCUGUGCCUUCACCGCUCUCCUGUUAUGUGUCUGGACUGGGUCAAGCCUCCUAAAGCUCAAAGCUGAUCUAGAGUCAGUCUAAGGCUGUCUAAAGCAUUUUCGAAUAUUAUUUCUCACAGGUUUUUGUGCGGACCAGUGAAAGAGGGUGUACGGAGACAAGAGUAUAUAAACCACUACAGUAAACAGCUGAUAUGGAGGAGAAGGAGAAAACGGUGGAUUUGGAAAAACUUAUUUCAUAAGUAUGCGGCAUCUUGUUUGACGUCGCCCAGCACCCCAUAGCCAUGCGGUACUCAAAACUGUUGACCAUCCUGGCAGCCGUGCUGCUGUAUUUGGUGUUGGGGGCUCUGGUGUUCGGCUGGCUGGAGUCCUCCAGGGAGGAAUGGGCUCACCGCGAGCUGCUGACGUCUCAAAUGGCUUUCCUACAGAACCACAGCUGCGUCACACUUUACAGCCUGAGAGAGUUCAUGGAGAAAGUGGUUGAUGCCAUUGAGGCAGGUGUGGACGCCAGAAGCACGUCAAAUUAUACCAGCAGAUGGGAUCCAUCCAAUGCUUUCUUCUUCUGUGGUACCAUCAUCACCACCAUUGGCUUUGGAAACAUCUCGCCCAAGACAAAAGGUGGUCAGUUGUUCUGUAUCUUUUAUGCUCUGGUGGGGAUCCCCAUGUUUGGGAUACUGUUAGCAGGGGUUGGAGACCACCUGGGCACCCUGCUGCGGAGAGCGGUGGCAAAGAUUGAGACUUUGUUUUUGCGCAAGGGUGUGAAGCCCACCAGUGUGCGUGUAAUCUCCGCCGUCUUCUCCAUCCUGAUUGGCUGCUUAGUCUUCAUCGCCGUGCCGACCAUGGUGUUUCAGGAAGUGGAGAGCUGGAGCUUGUUGGAAGCAGUGUACUUUGUCGUGAUCACCCUUACCACGGUGGGCUUUGGGGACUAUGUGGCAGAGAACAGAAGAGAUGGGACGCCCCUGUACAAGCCGUUGGUGUGGUUGUGGAUAGUGUUUGGUCUGGCGUAUUUUGCAUCUAUUCUCACUAUGAUUGGGAACUGGCUCAGAGUGCUGUCAAAGAAGACACGUGCAGAGAUGGAGGAGCUGAGAGCUCAUGCCACAGACUGGACUCAGAACAUCCAGAACAUGUCCAUGGACUUCCGUAUUCCAGUGCCACUGGAUCUCAACGACCCCUUUCAGCUCCAAUGGCGACGCAGAAGAAAGCGCCGCCGCCGUCACCGCCACCCAAGACUGAGCGCGGCGGGACUGUCUCGUGGAAUCUCCCUCGAUGCCGAUGUUAUCCGAGAGAACGGACAUCUGAUCCUCGGUUGGCCUUCGUGCAAGUAUACCCCAGCGUCUGAUAACAGGUCUGAAGUGCUGUCCCGAUCCAGGUCGUGGUGUAGGGUAGAUGGGGCGUAUGAGAUGAGACCAGGAUCGAGGCUGACGGUAGGACCUGCAUCAAGAUCCAUCUCGCGUUUAGAGCUGAAACCACCAUCGAGAUCUGGGUCCAGAGCCAUGUCCAGGUCCCCUUCAGAAUCUGAAUCAGGAUCAGUCACUGAAUCCGAGACUCCGUCAGAAUCCUGGUCGGAAUAUGAGUUCAGUUCCCGUAACUCAGAGGACCUGGAAUCUGGAGCCGAGGGGUCUCGGAGAUCACUGGGAAGUCAAAAGGAUGUUCCGGUCAUCGUGGUUGCCAGCUGCAGUCCGCCCCAUCCCUCCCUCCUGGACUUCUUUGGCGAGAACCUGGCGUACAUCGACGAGUCUUCAGACGCUCUUAGCGAUCUUGUCAAACCAGCCGGACAGAACCGCCAACGCAAACCCAAGAGGAGGAGUAUGAAGAGACAGAUUCCCUGCUCGCGUCCUAUUGGACUACAGAGGGAGAUCAGUAAUGAACUACAACCCCCAUCACACCCUCCGACUCCUCCACCUCAAACCUGAGAAAUGAACAUUUGGCCAAGGGCUCUUAGCUUUACACGUCACAGUUUAAGACGCCAAACAUACGGAGCCCCGCACAUGACAUGCAGGAAAAAAAAUUGCACUAUUUCAUUUCCUCAAUUUAUAAAUCAUACGCACAAUUUACUGUUUUGUCACCUCCAUUUGCUAAAUCAUA
This is a messenger RNA of Megalobrama amblycephala (Wuchang bream), 2180 nucleotides long. RefSeq names its product potassium channel, subfamily K, member 4a (gene kcnk4a). Gene Ontology annotation, cellular component: membrane. NCBI's taxonomy places the organism in Eukaryota, Metazoa, Chordata, Actinopteri, Cypriniformes, Xenocyprididae. Gene Ontology annotation, biological process: potassium ion transmembrane transport; stabilization of membrane potential. The transcript has 7 exons. Gene Ontology annotation, molecular function: potassium ion leak channel activity. Bases 380 to 2008 code for a protein of 542 amino acids. The record is from RefSeq and is a predicted model, not a curated record.